Molecule: messenger RNA, 822 nt
Organism: Prunus avium (sweet cherry)
Lineage: Eukaryota; Viridiplantae; Streptophyta; Magnoliopsida; Rosales; Rosaceae
Source: RefSeq, a predicted model, not a curated record
AUGGCAUUGGAUGUUGCUGAAUUUCUCUGGACCAAGUUCUUGAGCUCCCUUGACGCAGAUUCCGAAUUAUCAGGUUCGACUUUCUUCUCUUAUUUCAGAGCAAUAAUAAAUGUCGUCAAAAAGACACAAGUACUGCCGGAACCGUACACCUACUGUGACAGUAUUCGUAUGCUCUACGAGCUCAACGACGCAUUGGCCGAGUGCCAAAUCUUCAUACGGGAUUGCAAGAAGCGUAAUAAGAAGCUCUUACUCUUCAACCCUUUAACCCAUGUUUUCGCUCACAGGAUGAAGAGUCGGCUGACCAGAAUAAAAGAGGAUCUUAUGAAUUUGGCGGUCCAAAGAGAACGGGAUCGUGAGAAUUUGGCGGCCGCACGAGAAGAAAUUAGGCAGCCCCCGGAUUUGAUCACCGUGGAAGGACCAAUACUUUCGUCGGAAGUUUUUGGAUUUGAUGAGUAUGUGGAGAAAAUUGAGGGUUUGCUCAUUGAAGGGGGCUCUAGCCAUACCCCAUUUAUGGGAAUUGGGGUAGUUGGGAUUGCUGGCGUGGGUAAGACCACUCUGGUGCGAAAGGUUUUGAAGAGCAAGAAAGUGAGGGGUGAGUUUAACCCUAUAAUAUGGUUACCCUUUUCGGGUAUGUGGGAAGAAGGAGGAGGUUUAAGUGCGUUCAGCUUUGAGGCAUGGAUUCUUGAUAAUUUGGGCAAUGCUGUAGACAAGAAGAUUGUAGGCAUUGGUAUGCUCUUAGAAAUGCUUAACCAAAAUUUAUCCGGCUGGACAGGCUGGAGAAGCUCAGUUCUACCCCUAGCAAGGCCAAAUUCAAAGCUGUAG